Messenger RNA from Dibothriocephalus latus, 1702 nucleotides. NCBI's taxonomy places the organism in Eukaryota, Metazoa, Platyhelminthes, Cestoda, Diphyllobothriidea, Diphyllobothriidae. The record is from the annotation of a GenBank genome assembly.
AUCGUCCAUUGCGGAAUUGACGAGAAUGCCACCGAAGAAAACGAAGCUUACAAGAUCACGUAGUAGUUCUCGGUCCAGGGCCCGACCCGCCUCUAAAAAACGCUCACCAUCUCGGAGGUCCGUAUCACGAUCAUCCAGAUCGCGGACGCCAGCCUCAGAGUCCAAGGUCGUCAGGCGGCGGUCUCCUAGCCUCUCAGAUGAUGAGCAAGUGGUUAAGUCGUCCAAGCAGCAGAGACGCGGUACGCGGGCCUCUUCGGCAGGCAGGAUCGUAAAGUCUUCGUCCAGAUCUUCUGUAAGGCUCAUUGAAAAACUGGAAGCCCUUCAUCCAAGUGAGGCAAGAACGGAUUCUCCGAAGUCUCGCUAUGCUGACGCCAAGCCGACUUCCUUCGGUCGCCGAUUGGCCGUGAGUGUCGGGUGUUUAAUGCAUACCGUUUAUCAUGGUAUCUUCUCUGAAGCCACCGGCUGCGUACUCGCUACUCUGCUCCUGCCGCUUAUGGUUUUAUACCUGAACUUUUUGGUACUUGCUCCGACCUCUUCUGAGAGUGGCACGCACCUAGAAACGCCCUGGGGUCCGGGCAUGUCUUUAUUGGGCUCACUGUGGCCAUCGGAUGUGCAUGCGUACUUCGAUCCAUAUGCCGCUGUGCUCGUCUUGGGGUUCUUAAUGUUUACAAUGAUCGUUUCGCGAUUCAUGCCUUUCGGACGGAGCUUCACUGUCAUUGCCGGCGGUCGUCGCACCGACGCAAGAGUUAAUGGUUUGAUAGUCGCUCUUCUUUGUGCCACCAUCAUGGGCCUUAUUCAGUGGAAGGGCGAUCACUAUGUUCACGGAUUCCAACCAGCCAACCUUCACAAUCACUGGCCGGGUCUCCUAACUACCAGCGUUAUCUUGAGUAUCACCACUGGAAUGUUCGCCUUUUGGCAUGCUGGAGGCCAUCAACGAAAAGCUAUAGUGAAGUCUUUCCAUGGGAUUGAAACUCGUCCUCGUGUGUUUGGAAGUGAUUUUAAGCUUCUUCUGCUCUAUCCCUCGAUGAUUGGCUUGAGGAUACUUGAAGUGACCCUGGCGUUACGGCAGUAUAAUGAGCAUGGUCGCGUGAGUCCUGCCCUAUUCACAGUUAUUGCACUACACGGCCUCUACAUAUUCGACUUCUUCGUUUUUGAACCAACUAUUCUCAGUUCGUUCAAAAUGAAUCACGAGGGCUUUGGAUUGUUCCAGACUAUUCGGCUUUUCGUCGUUUUUCCUUUUAUGAGUGGCCUUAAUGCCUUCUUUCUUGCUGUUAACUAUGAUGCCGGUCACCCGGGUACUGAGCUGAAGUCUUACUCCACUGCUCUCUUGAUCGCGUCUGUUUCGGUAUUCCUGAUUGGCCUGUGGAUCAAGCGCAUCUCCAGCAACGAAAAGCGUGCCGUAGUGGUCGAGCGUUCCUGCGCUACGAGAUACGUGUCCGCUUGGAACAGGUACACUGGUCUCGUGCCCAAGCGCUUCCUGCCCCAUCCCAUUAAGGACGAGGGCAAACUGGUCAUUGGGAAGUACUGUGGAGAUUUGACUCCUGGGGUGGAUAUGAGCGAAAUCUUUGCGGGAACCGGUCUCCCUCCGUUUCCUGGGUAUAGCCUCAGUGUUUCGUCGGUAAGAGCCGCAGUUAGCAUCGGAAUGCUGGUCGCUUGUCAGGACUCAGCUAAUAGUAAUUUCUGUCGCGCCGGCUGCUCGUAG